Molecule: messenger RNA, 2045 nt
Organism: Equus quagga
Lineage: Eukaryota; Metazoa; Chordata; Mammalia; Perissodactyla; Equidae
Gene: TFAP4
Product: transcription factor AP-4
Exons: 7
Coding region: 216-1232 (338 amino acids)
Biological process (GO): regulation of transcription by RNA polymerase II
Cellular component (GO): nucleus
Molecular function (GO): RNA polymerase II cis-regulatory region sequence-specific DNA binding; DNA-binding transcription factor activity, RNA polymerase II-specific; protein dimerization activity
Source: RefSeq, a predicted model, not a curated record
CACACACACAUACACACGCCCGGGGAGGCAGGCCGGAGAGACCUCCCUCCCGCCCCUCCCGCCCGCCUCCCUCCCCUCGCCGCCGCCGCCGCCAGCAUCUGGGACCGGCCGAUUCUGCACCUCCGUCCGGCGCUGCCCUUUGAUUCGGAUUUCCAUCUUGCAUUCUCCGGCGGACCGCGGGACCCGGCUCGUGCAGAGGAGGGGGGCCGAUCGCUAUGGAGUAUUUUAUGGUGCCCACUCAGAAGGUGCCCUCUUUGCAACAUUUCAGGAAAACAGAGAAAGAAGUGAUAGGAGGGCUCUGUAGCCUUGCCAACAUUCCACUGACGCCUGAGACUCAGAGGGACCAGGAGCGGCGGAUUCGGCGGGAGAUCGCCAACAGCAACGAGCGGAGACGCAUGCAGAGCAUCAACGCGGGCUUCCAGUCCCUGAAGACCCUCAUCCCCCACACAGACGGAGAGAAGCUCAGCAAGGCAGCCAUCCUCCAGCAGACAGCUGAGUACAUCUUCUCCCUGGAGCAGGAGAAGACCAGGCUCCUGCAGCAGAACACACAGCUCAAGCGCUUUAUCCAGGAACUGAGUGGCUCGUCCCCCAAGCGGCGGCGGGCAGAAGACAAGGAUGAGGGCAUUGGCUCACCAGACAUCUGGGAGGAUGAGAAGGCGGAAGACUUGCGACGGGAGAUGAUUGAGCUGCGGCAGCAGCUGGACAAGGAGCGCUCGGUGCGCAUGAUGCUGGAGGAGCAGGUACGCUCGCUGGAGGCCCACAUGUACCCGGAAAAGCUCAAGGUGAUCGCACAGCAGGUGCAGCUGCAGCAGCAGCAGGAGCAGGUGCGGCUGCUGCAUCAGGAGAAGCUGGAGCGGGAACAGCAGCACCUGCGGACCCAGCUCCUGCCCACUCCGGCCCCCACCCACCACCCCACGGUGAUCGUGCCGGCGCCGCCACCCCCUCCCUCCCACCACAUCAACGUCGUCACCAUGGGCCCCUCCUCGGUCAUCAACUCUGUCUCCACGUCCCGGCAAAACCUGGACACCAUCGUGCAGGCGAUCCAGCACAUCGAGGGCACCCAGGAAAGGCAGGAGCAGGAGGAGGAGCAGCGGCGAGCGGUCAUCGUGAAGCCGGUGCGCAGCUGCCCCGAGGCGCACGCCUCGGACACCGCCUCUGACUCGGAGGCAUCGGACAGCGACGCCAUGGACCAGAGCCGGGAGGAGCCGGCGGGGAGCGGGGCGCUUCCCUGACCACCCCCAGCCCUCCUCUUCCUUCUGGGGGCUGGAGGGGGCCAGGGCAGCAACAGGGAGAAACGCGGGCGCACGAGUGAGGAAUUUUUACAAAAUUACGACGUCAUUUGGGUCUCUUUUAUGACCUCUUUUUCAAUACUGUAAAUCGACCUUUGAGCGAAGCCACCCAACCCGAAGUCCCCGGGGUGGGGUGGCAGAGGCGCGUGGGAGCCACCGGGGCCCCUGGGGCUGGGCCUCGGCCGGGGCGUGGGGAGCUGACACUGGGGUGCCUGGCCUCUCUCGGACAAAAAGCAUUUUUUCAUUUAAACGUGUUUUUAAGAACAGGGAAAAUCAACAAAACCCCAAGUAUUUUUGCCCUCCCCGGAGCCAGCCCUAUGACCGUCAGUUUUUAACUCUCCUCCCCCUCCUCUUUUUGGGUUUCUUCUUUCUCCUUUAAGCACUUACCUGGGUGGGGGUCUGGUUGGGUUGGGGGUCCGGGGGUCUACGUUGCUUCUCGGUUGGGAUUUGCUGCUGCCCUUCCCCCCUCCCCACCCGUCUCAGCACUAGGAUUCGCCACUCUCCACCACCACCCAGCCCCCACCUCUCCCUCUGGGUGUCCCAUCUUCAACCCCCCAAAAUGUCUUCGUCUCUCUCUCUUUGUUUUGUUUGUUGUUGGUUUUUUUUUUUUUGGAUUUGUUUUUUGUUUUACAAUUUUGAGGUCUUUGUGUUCAAGGAGAAGCUAUUAUAUUUUGUUAAGAAAGCGAGGGGAAAAAAACCAAGAGGCCACGGUGCCUUUAUAAAGAAACAAAAUAAAGUUUGUACUUUGUUUUUUAG